Molecule: messenger RNA, 471 nt
Organism: Oppiella nova
Lineage: Eukaryota; Metazoa; Arthropoda; Arachnida; Sarcoptiformes; Oppiidae
Source: the annotation of a GenBank genome assembly
CAUGUGUUCACAUUUCUCAGUCAACACUAAAUUUACGAGUUUUUAGUUAAAUAGCUAUUUAUUUAAUCAUUGAUUCAAUUAUAGUAUGCUUUAUAUCGAUAACCACUUGACGAGUAUUUCAUAUAACGUUAGUCUUUACGAUCACAACUACAUUGAAAGUUUGUUUUUGUGACCAAACUUUUAAAGUGAUUGAUUAUCUCAUAAUUUCCAUAUUGUGGUCAACAUUUGAAUUCGUUUGGGUAAUUGACUGAACCGGCCGUCGAAAUGAGCGAAGAGCUGAUCCAACAGUUCGUGUCCAUCGGGUUGAGUGAAUCCAAAGCCAAAGAGACGCUCAAGAAUGAUGUGUUAAGCAAAACACUGAACGAAUUGAUUGUCGAGACCAACAAACACGUGAAGACCGGCAAUGGUCUGAACAAAUCGAUCGGCAAACUUGUCUACCAAACGGCGACUACCAUUAAGUCCCAAAUCAGA